This is a messenger RNA of Dictyostelium discoideum AX4, 3414 nucleotides long. RefSeq lists its product as hypothetical. The record is from RefSeq and is a predicted model, not a curated record. The transcript has 7 exons. NCBI's taxonomy places the organism in Eukaryota, Evosea, Eumycetozoa, Dictyosteliales, Dictyosteliaceae. Gene Ontology annotation, biological process: intracellular signal transduction. Bases 1 to 3414 code for a protein of 1137 amino acids. Gene Ontology annotation, molecular function: guanyl-nucleotide exchange factor activity.
AUGGAUACCACUGUUGGUGAAGACCAUGAUAAAAGAAAGACAGCACCACCAGGGGCAGUAAAUAAUCCAACAACAACAUCAUCAUCAUCAUCAUCAUCAUCAUCAUCAUCAUCAUCAUCAUCAUCAUCAUCAUCAUCAUCAUCAUCGUCAUCGUCAUCGUCAUCGUCAUCAUCAUCACAAUCACCAACAACAUCAACAACAAAAAUACCAAAUAGAGUAUCAAUGAUUGCAAAAUCCUCAACUGCAUCAUCAUCUGAUAGCUCUUUAAAUAAUACAGCAACAACAACAAAACCAACUCAAUUUGGAAGAUCAGCAUCAAUGAUAGUUCCUAAAAAUCAAAUUGAGCAGCAACAACAACCACAACAACAACAACAAUCGCAACAACAAUCAUCAUCACCAGAUGUUUCAACAGAAAAGAAAAUCCCACCAAAAGUAACACCAAGAUCAUCUUUAUCAAUUAAUAAAGUACCAACUACAACCUCAACAACUUCAACUUCAACUUCAACAACAACAACAACAACAGCACCCCAACCAAAAUCACAAUCAACAUUAUCAAUUAAUAAAGCAAAUACAUCACCACCAUCAUCAUCAUCAAAAUUAUCAGCAUCAAUUUCAGCAAAUGGUGGUACAACACUUACAGAAUCAAAUAGUUUAGAGAGUAUUAAUGAUACUUCUAGUGAUGGAUCAGAGUUGAAUAAAUAUUUAAAUGAUGAUGAUCAUCAAACCAAUGAAAAUAAUGAUGAAGAUGAAGAAGAUGAUGAUGAAAUUGAGGAAGAGGAAGAAAUGCAUGAUAACUUUUUAAAGGAAUUAGGUUUAGGUGACCGUGAUACUAUUAAUGCAUUAAAAGAACAAGAAAGAAAAGAAAUGGAAUUAUUAGCAGGUGGUAAAGCAUUUAGAAUCACUAGAAGUUUUGUUGGUGUUCAAAAUAAUACUAGAGAUAGAUCAGCAUCAUUAUUCGAUCGUAAUAUUGGUGGUUCAAGUAAUUUAAUUGGUAGUGGUGUUGGUGGUACUAGAGUUGUAUCAUCAAUGGUAACACCAUCACAGCAACAACAACAACAACAACAACAACAACAACAACAACAACAACAACAACAACAAGGAGGAGGUAAUAGAAUGAUAACUCAUAGUAAACCACCAGUUUCAAAUAGUACUAAACCUUCUCCAACUAUUAAUACUACUAAUAAUAACACUACAACACCAACACCAACACCAACACCAACAAAUCAACAACCAUCAUCAUUAUCAACAUCACCAACUAAAUCAGGAAUUCAAUCAGUACAAAUGAAAACUCAAAGUGGUAGAGUUAUAAAUAAUCCAAGAAUAUCAGUUAUGAUUCAUCAACGUGCACCACCAAAAAAACCAUUACCACCAACUCCACCAGUUAGAAAACCACCACCAUCUGCAGCAAUAUCUGAAAAUCCUGCAAUUAUAAAAGCAACAAUAACAAUUCAAAGAGCAUAUAGACGUUAUAAAGAAUGUUUACCAUUAAUUAAAUUAAAAUUAUUGUAUAGAUAUAGAUGGAAUAUUGUUCAAGAAAUUUAUAAUACAGAAAAAACUUAUAUAUCAACAUUGAAACAAUUAUCAACACAUUUUAUAGAACCAUUAAGAAAGAGUUCAUUAAUUAGUCAAGAAGAUGUUAAAUUUAUAUUUGGUGGUAUUGAUAGUAUUAGUGCAAUUAAUAAUACCCUAAUGAAUGAUAUUGAAUCAGUAUUGGAUAAAUGGACACCUUAUUCAGUGUUGGGUAGUUGUUUUACAACGAUGGGUGUUUAUUUAAAAGCAUACACUGAUUAUGUUAAAAACUUUGAUUUUGGACUUCAACGUAUUUGUCAAUGUGGAAAGGAUUCAAAAUUUACAGCAUUCAUUAAAGCGGCCGAAGAGAAAACUGUACCACGUUCAAGAUUGGAAUCAUUAUUAAUCACACCAGUUCAACGUAUUCCAAGAUAUGUACUCUUAUUACAAGAUCUCUUAAAACAUACUGAAGUAUCUCAUCCUGAUUUCCCUCAUUUAACAAAAGCUUUAGAAUUGGUUAAAAAUAUUGCAAUGUCAAUUAAUGAUACAAAGAGACAAUCUGAUAAUUCUUUAAAAGUUGUUGAAGUUCAAAAUAAAUUAAUUGGAAAAUGUCCUAAUCUUGUUAUUGCAGAUAGAAGAUAUGUUUAUGAAGGUUAUAUAUUAGUUGGUGAUGUUUCAAGUAAAUCAAAAAGAGUCUACGUAUUUUUAUUUAAUGAUAUUUUAAUUUUCUCAAAACCAACAACAAACAAAAUAUUUAAUAGUAAAACUAAAUUUAAAUUUUUAAAAUGUGAAGAUUUAUUUCCAAGUCCAAUGUUAACUGAUAUACCAAAUAAUCCUUUAUGGACAAAUUGUUUUGAAAUUAUAUUACAAUCAGUUGAAUUAAAAUUUUUUGCAGAAACUCCAGAAUCAAAAGUUGUAUGGUUAUCACAACUUCAAAAAGUUUUUAGUGAUAUUGGUACUCAACAAAUUAAAAAUGAAAAAUUAGUAAAUUAUAAAAAAGCAGAAGAAAAAGCAAAUGAUUUUAAAAAGUUUAUAGAUUAUCAAUAUACAUCAUUGAAAUUAAAAGGUAAAACUGGAAGAGGUGCAACAAUGUCAUUAAAUAAUAUGGAAGAUGCCAUUCCAUCAUCACCAACACCACAACCUCAAACACAACCACAAAGUAAUAAUGAAGUUAGUGAGAAUGGUAAUGGAUUAGAUGUUCAAAAUGAACAACCACAAUUAAUACAACAACAAUCAUCACCAUCAUUAUCAAAUUCAGCAUCAUCAACUCCAUCACCACAAAAUCAAUCACCACAAUUACAAUCUCAAACUGAUCCACAAUUAAGACAAUAUCCAAAUUUAUUGAGACAAACAACAUUCCAUAAAAUGUCUUAUCAAACUAGAAUGGAAGCAAUUAAAGAUGCAGAAGAACAAACUAAUAUAUUAAAACAAGAAGAACAAACCAAACAAGAAUUAUUGAAACAAGAAGAACAAACCAAACAAGAUUUAUUAACAAAACAAACCAAUGAAGAGAAUAAGAAAACUCAUAAGGAUCAAUUAAAUGAAAUUUAUAAAUCUGGUACUGGUAGUGGUAUGGUAGGAACUGUUGGAAGAUCAUUCUUUAAACCAGCCAAUAAUGGCGGUAUUGCUGGUGGUGAAAAUGUUGAACCUUCAAACGAACAAAAAUAUGAAACCUUGAAAGGAACUAAAGCAACCACUAGCGCACCUUCAUUAAAUAAAAUAUUUUCAAUAGUAUCAUCAACUUCAAAAGAAAAAGAAAAAGAAAAGGAAAAAGAAAAGGAGAAAGAAAAAGAAAAAGAGAGAGAAAGAAAACAAACAAUGCAAAAAUCUUCUCUAAAUUUAAAAGCUUUAAAUUCUGAAUUAUCUUCUUUAAAUAAUAAUAAUAAUAAUAUUAUUAAAAAAUAA